AUGACUCCCCACCUGGCGGGGUCGAGGCCGGGCCUGCUCUUCCAGGCCAGGAUGGGGGUGCCCCGGAGGGCGGGGGAUGCCAGCGAGCUGCGCAAGACGCUGAAGCCGCUGAUGGAGAAGCGCAGACGGGCCCGCAUCAACGACAGCCUCAACCAGCUCAAGGGUCUCAUCCUUCCCCUCAUCGGCAAGGAUAGUUCCCGCUACUCGAAGCUGGAGAAGGCGGACAUCCUGGAAAUGACCGUCCGUUUCCUCCAGGAGCUGCCGACCUCCGGCCCCCCCGCGGCGCCCACGCCUGCCGAGAGCUACCGGGAAGGUUACCGGGCCUGCAUGUCCCGCCUGGCCGGCCUCCUGCCCGCCUGCAGCCUGUUGGACGGCGACGUGUGCGGCCUCCUCUUGGACCACCUGCAGCGGAGCGGCGGUGGCGGCGGGGCAGCCCCGUCCCCUCGCGGGCCCAAGGCCCGGGGCCCCGGCCCCCGCGCGCCCCCUGGGCCCCCCGCGCCCCCCACCCACAGACCCUCCCCGCCGCCCCGGCCCGCGCCCUCGGGGCUCUGGCGGCCCUGGUGA
This is a messenger RNA of Tachyglossus aculeatus (Australian echidna), 564 nucleotides long. RefSeq names its product hes family bHLH transcription factor 2 (gene HES2). The record is from RefSeq and is a predicted model, not a curated record. Gene Ontology annotation, biological process: regulation of transcription by RNA polymerase II; regulation of neurogenesis; anterior/posterior pattern specification. The transcript has 4 exons. Gene Ontology annotation, molecular function: RNA polymerase II cis-regulatory region sequence-specific DNA binding; DNA-binding transcription factor activity, RNA polymerase II-specific; protein dimerization activity. The coding region runs from base 1 to 564 and encodes 187 amino acids. Lineage: Eukaryota; Metazoa; Chordata; Mammalia; Monotremata; Tachyglossidae. Gene Ontology annotation, cellular component: nucleus.